UGGGGUAAAUAAAAUUUUCCAUUAAAAAUUCGGCAGAGAGAAUAUGAGAGGAGAGAAGAGAAGAGAGACGAAAGAAGCCCAGAAAAAAGCGCGGGUCAGUCCGAUAAACCUUGGGAAGCUCUCGUUUCUCCUGACCUUUCGGAUGUUGUGGCGAUGUCAUCAAUGGAAAUGGCAAUGCCAAUGCCAAUUCCAAUGUCAAUGCCAUGGCUUAACUGUGCAACUGCAAAACCCCUUUUCUUCCAUUUUUCUAAAUUUAGUCUCUUUUCUCUCUUCCAAUUCCAAACCCAAACUCACCACCAACGGAUUUUUGCAAAACUCUUCAUGACAUGGGUUAUGGUUGAAUCUUCUUCUUCUUCCACUCCAUCGUAACAUAUCCCCUUUACUCUUCUGGGUUCUUCCCUCUUUUCUCUCAUCUUCCGAAGAGAAGAGAAAAGAAGAUGGAGCAUCACCUUCUUUUUGGGCUGUGGGUUCUUCUCUCUGGAGUUUUCGUCACUCGGGUUUUCUCCAAAACCAAUGCCCCAGAUGUCUCUGCUCUUAAUGUGAUGUAUACAAGCUUAAACUCUCCUUCACAACUAAGUGGAUGGAAAUCAAGUGGAGGUGAUCCAUGUGGUGAUUCUUGGGAUGGAAUCAAAUGCUCAGGCGAUUCCGUGACUGAAAUAAGCCUAUCCAACCUAGGACUUUCAGGAUCAAUGGGUUAUCAGCUUUCAAGCUUGACAUCUGUCACUUACUUCGAUUUGAGCAAGAACAACAUCAAUGGUGAUAUACCUUAUCAACUUCCCCCCAAUGCUCAGUACAUAGAUCUUUCCGAGAAUAGCUUCACAAAUAAUGUUCCAUAUUCAUUUUCUCAGAUGACUGACCUUCAAUACCUGAAUCUUGCCAAUAACAAGCUGAAUGGACAAUUGACUGACAUGUUUGGGAAACUGCCUAAACUCAAAGACAUGGAUCUUUCUUUCAAUGCAUUGACAGGAAAUUUGCCUCAGAGUUUUGAAAAAUUGUCAGGCCUCAACAAUUUGUAUUUGCAGAAUAAUAAAUUUACCGGUCCAAUAAAUGUCCUUGCCAAUCUUCCCCUUGAUGAUCUGAAUGUUGAGAACAACCACUUCUCCGGCUGGAUUCCUAAUGAGUUGAAGGGCAUACAAAAUUUAAAGACGGGAGGAAAUUCUUGGUCAUCCGGGAAAGCUCCACCUCCUCCUCCUGGAGUACACUCUUCUGGUAAAAGAACAGAAAAAGGUGACAGUACCAAUUCUAUUGCUCGUGGAUUAACCAUAGCUGGGAUAGCUUUGGGAGUACUAGUGCUGCUUAUAGUUAUAAUUUCACUCUUUUCGAGAAAAUCAUCUAGACAUUCUUCACAUUUUUAUGAUGAGGAGAGGUUUAGCCAGAGAAAAUCUUUCUCACUUGCAUCUCAGGAAUUAUCAAAAGACUUGCGUUCUGAUAUAUGCAAAGAUUAUAAAGAUCUUAGGUCAUCAUCUACUUCAAUUGAGAUUGCCUCCUUUCAAAAGUCUCCUUCAAACGGCGGUAGAACUGCACAUACUUCAGGAAAGAAAUCAUUUAAUGAGGCUGAAUUUGUGAAUCGGUUGAAUGCUAGAAGAAGCAUUUCUCUCCGUGCUACAGCUCACCCACUAGGAGAUUUGCAGAAUGCUACUGCUAAUUUUGCAUCAGGUCGCCUUCUUGGGCAUGGAUCCAUUGGACGUGUCUAUAGAGCUAAAUAUGCUGAUGGCAAGGUUUUGGCGGUUAAAAAGAUUGAUUCCUCGCUUUUUAAAGGCGGAAAAUCAGACGAGUUUUCUGAAAUUGUUAGCAACAUCUCCAAGCUUCACCAUCCAAACAUUGCUGAACUUGUUGGUUAUUGUUCAGAGCAAGGGCAUAAUAUGUUGAUUUACGAGUAUUUCAGAAAUGACUCCCUUCAUGAAUUCUUGCAUAUGUCUGAUGAGUACAGCAAACCACUAACUUGGAAUACCAGAGUCAGAAUUGCCAUGGGAACGGCCCGAGCUGUUGAGUAUCUCCACGAGGUUUGUUCUCCACCAGUAAUACACAAAAAUAUCAAGUCAUCUAACAUUUUGCUUGACGCUGAACUCAACCCUCAUCUCUCUGACUGUGGCUUGGGGAUGUUUCAUCAGCGGACAAGCCAAAAUCUUGGUGUAGGAUACAAUGCCCCAGAGUGCAAAAGAUCAGCCUAUACACUGAAGAGUGACGUAUAUAGUUUUGGAGUGGUCAUGCUUGAGUUAUUGACAGGUCGUAGGCCUUUCGACAGUUCUAGACCAAGAGCAGAACAAUGUCUAGUUGUAUGGGCUACACCGCGGCUCCAUGAUUCUGAUUCCCUGACAAACAUGGUGGACCCUGCUUUGCGUGGACUCUACCCACCAAAAUCAGUUUCACGCUUUGCAGAUAUUAUUUCCCAAUGCGUUCAGACGGAGUUUGAAUUUCGGCCGCCUAUAUCGGAGGUGGUGCAAUCAUUAAUGCGGUUGGUGCAGCAUUCAAGUGUGAAUAUGAGAGAAGAUUUUCGUAUGGAUGACUACGACCAUUGAUUUAAGUAGUGGAAAAGUGGUGUAUACAUUGACAUUGUUAAUUGGGAAGAAUUAAUUAAAAGGAAAGCUAAUAUUUAUCUUCACCAGUUUUGAUUUGAGCCCUUCUUGGAUCGAGUUUUUAUCUCAUUAUUUUGCUGAAAAUUUGUACACAUCAUAUAGACACCGAUUGGAUGAAAAAAAAAAAGGAAAAGAGGACUGUUCAUAAUAUUCUUUAACCCCUUUUUCUUUGGUACAAUAUUUAGUCAAUAAAUUAUUAGGAUUUUUCAAAAAAAAAAAAAAAAAAAAAGAA
Messenger RNA from Cannabis sativa, 2808 nucleotides. RefSeq names its product protein STRUBBELIG-RECEPTOR FAMILY 5. Gene Ontology annotation, biological process: protein phosphorylation. Bases 438 to 2519 code for a protein of 693 amino acids. The record is from RefSeq and is a predicted model, not a curated record. NCBI's taxonomy places the organism in Eukaryota, Viridiplantae, Streptophyta, Magnoliopsida, Rosales, Cannabaceae. Gene Ontology annotation, cellular component: plasma membrane. The transcript is spliced from 16 exons. Gene Ontology annotation, molecular function: ATP binding; protein binding; protein kinase activity.